GGAAAAAAACAAACAAACAUGGCAGCGCACAGUGUCUUCAGACCAGGCUUGUUUAACCACAAAGUUGCGAUAGUGACCGGUGGAGCGACUGGCAUUGGGAAAGCAAUAUCUUAUGAGCUUCUGGAACUUGGUUGUAAUGUGGUGAUUUCCAGCAGAAAAGCAGAUAGAUUGGAGACAGCUGCCCAGGAGAUGAGACAAAAAAUUCCAGCUUCCAGCCCAGCAUGCGUUACUCCUCUACCUUGUAACAUCCGCAACGAGGAUGAGGUGAAGGCACUUGUGUCUUCAGUGCUGAAGCAGUUCGGGCGCAUAGACUUUCUGGUAAACAACGGCGGUGGACAAUUCAGCAGUCCAGUAGAACACAUGUCUUCUAAAGGGUGGAAAGCUGUGAUCGACACGAACUUGAAUGGCACUUUUCACUGUUGCAAGGAGGUAUAUACCACAUGGAUGAAACAACAUGGAGGUGUGAUCGUUAACAUCAUUGCAGACAUGUGGAAAGGCUUUCCAGGCAUGGCCCACACAGGUGCAGCUAGGGCAGCGGUGGACAACUUAACAAAGAGUCUGGCAAUCGAGUGGGCCGCCUCCGGUGUGCGGAUCAACGCGGUUGCUCCAGGCACAAUUUUUUCUAAAACGGCAAUGGAGAAUUACAAAGAUCUUGGACCAACGCUUUUCAAGAUGUCUGUUCCAUUUAGUCCGGCAAAGAGACUCGGAUUGCCAGAAGAGAUCUCCUCUGUAGUUUGUUUCCUGCUUUCUCCUGCUGCCACUUACAUCUCUGGAGCCACACUGCGGGUUGAUGCGGGGCAGAGUCUGUACCACUCUAUGUGGGAGAUACCCAAUCAUAAGGCAUGGCCCGAAGGUCCAGAAGGGGAGAACCUGGAUGCGCUGAAGGACCUACUCCACCCUCAAAGCAAGCUUAUGGGAGGUGACCAUGGCCCCAGCAAGUUGUCCAUGCCUGACUGGCGGCAGUGGAAGACGGAGGGAACUCCCUUGGAGUUUACACAGCAGAGGUUGGCAGCCAGGGGCCUCAAAGACCCAUGGGCCCGUAACGAAGCAUGGAGGUACGCUGGUGGCUUUGCUCGUGCUGUGACUCUCUCCGAUGUCCUGCUGAGGGGAUUCAAGUGGGGCUUUGCUGCCUUUACUGUUGCACUGGCUGUUGAGUAUGCCUUCUUCCCACCAAAGAAGGGUUCCCACUAAUGCACAGUGGUUUCCACUCUUGUACCAGUUAAAAUGUUAUUUGAUCCUAAUGCUAUUCUGAAUUUACAUUCAUUAAAUAUCUCUAUUAUCAUUCA
This is a messenger RNA of Corythoichthys intestinalis (scribbled pipefish), 1286 nucleotides long. RefSeq names its product peroxisomal trans-2-enoyl-CoA reductase (gene pecr). Gene Ontology annotation, molecular function: trans-2-enoyl-CoA reductase (NADPH) activity. NCBI's taxonomy places the organism in Eukaryota, Metazoa, Chordata, Actinopteri, Syngnathiformes, Syngnathidae. Gene Ontology annotation, cellular component: peroxisome; mitochondrion. The coding region runs from base 19 to 1191 and encodes 390 amino acids. The record is from RefSeq and is a predicted model, not a curated record. Gene Ontology annotation, biological process: electron transport chain; phytol metabolic process; mitochondrial respiratory chain complex I assembly. The transcript is spliced from 10 exons.